Molecule: messenger RNA, 832 nt
Organism: Polychytrium aggregatum
Lineage: Eukaryota; Fungi; Chytridiomycota; Chytridiomycetes; Polychytriales
Product: putative peptidyl-prolyl cis-trans isomerase
Exons: 6
Coding region: 107-628 (173 amino acids)
Biological process (GO): protein folding; protein peptidyl-prolyl isomerization
Cellular component (GO): intracellular membrane-bounded organelle
Molecular function (GO): peptidyl-prolyl cis-trans isomerase activity
Source: RefSeq, a predicted model, not a curated record
GCUGCGCGCCCUCGUUUUCUUCCAGCCAGCCGCAAAAUCCAGUGCUGCCCUUCCGCCCGAUCCACCCCAGCCUGUCCAUCCGCAAGCCGCUGCAUCUUUGCCCACCAUGGCCUUCCGCUUCACCCAGACCCUCGCCAAGAACCCCCGAGUCUACUUUGAUGUCUCUGCCGGCACCAACAAGCUCGGCCGCGUUGUGAUGGAGCUUCGCGCCGACGUCGUCCCCAAGACCGCUGAGAACUUCCGUGCUCUUUGCACUGGAGAGAAGGGCUUUGGAUACGCCGGCUCGUCAUUCCAUCGAGUCAUUCCCGGAUUCAUGUGCCAAGGAGGCGACUUUACCAACCACAACGGCACUGGUGGCAAAUCAAUCUACGGUGCUCGCUUCAACGACGAGAACUUCCAGCUCAAGCACACUGGCGCUGGCAUUCUCUCCAUGGCCAACGCCGGCCCCAACACCAACGGCUCGCAGUUCUUCAUCUGCACCGCCGAGACCACCUGGCUGAACGGCCGCCACGUCGUCUUUGGCUCUGUCGUCGAGGGUCUGGAUGUUGUCAAGAAGAUCGAGUCCUACGGCUCGUCCUCUGGCUCCACCAAGGCCAAGAUCGUCAUUGACGCUGCUGGUGAGCUGUAAUCCAGAUACGGUGCCAUAUGCAUAAACCCGAGCAGCGCACUGGAAAGGCAGCUCCCUCGGCAGUGUUGAACUGGAAGGCGUCAAUGAAUCUGCCCGUGCCAACAAUGGCGUUUGAAGCGUUCGAACACAGAGAAACGUAUUAUUCGGUGGCGUUUUCGAGAGCAUAAAUAUACUCAUGUUUAUCGCAUGAGAAUAGAAUUGUGC